This is a messenger RNA of Gigantopelta aegis, 4226 nucleotides long. RefSeq lists its product as uncharacterized. NCBI's taxonomy places the organism in Eukaryota, Metazoa, Mollusca, Gastropoda, Neomphalida, Peltospiridae. Gene Ontology annotation, molecular function: zinc ion binding. The record is from RefSeq and is a predicted model, not a curated record. The transcript is spliced from 8 exons. The coding region runs from base 192 to 2789 and encodes 865 amino acids.
AAUAUUUGUGCUCUCACUGUUUAGAUGAUUUGAUUGACAGUUGACUGAUGAUGAUUAGUCUGAUGGCCAGCGACAGCGACAGACCACAGGACAUCCCCAAACAAUCUCAGCAGGGCUCGAACAUGAGAAUUUGUUUAUGAAUUUUUUUUACCUGCAGCAAUUCUCAAAGGUCCAUAUAGUAAGCAGUCACCAUGGAAACCAUUUCAAAAAUGAAGAGAGCUGCUUCUAGUGUGGAUAGUAAUUUGUCAGAAGAUGGAGAAGUUCCACCAAAGAAAACUAGACAGAAUGAAAGUGUUGGAUUGUUUAAGUAUGACGCGUCGGCAUUCAAAGAUGAUUCACAAAAAACUGAAGAAUAUGACAUAAACGAUGCCCUGACUACCUUAAGCAGCCAGGAUAGUCUCCCCCUGCUAGAAUCUAUAGAAAGUUUAGGAGAUAAUGAAUAUGUAAAUACUAAGUCAGGUGACUCUCAGAACACAAAUGGUACCCACACCUUCCUCAGGCAUUCACAAAUAAAAACAUCUCAGAAUAAUAAAGUUUGUAAAAAUUAUUUAACAAGGUUAACAAAAAUACCAUCUAUACAGCAAGAUGCAGAAGUUAUUUGUAGUGUCAUACCACAUGCAAAUUUUUGUACUGUUUAUAAAAAGUUAGAACAGAAUCGAGGUACAGCAAAUCGCAUGGACAUUGUGUUCACUGAAAUUCUUGAUAGUACAGAAGAUCUUAAUGAAACCAGAAAACAUGAAAGUGAAAAACCAAAUGAAAGUACGGAUGCUAAAACAAGAGAGCACAGUAUUGCUGCAAAAGAUUUAGGAAAAGACGAUGCAGGGGGAGAUAAGAAAUUAGUUUGCAGUCAUCCUGAAGAAAGUAUUUUUGAUGAAGUCAGUUUGGUUGUGAAAGCUAUACCAGACUCAAACCCAAAUGAAGUGUAUGAUAUGUUGGAGGUACUAGAGGUAGGUAGCGAUCGAGUCAAUCAAGUUGUCAAGCAGCUGAAGGAAAAAAAUAACAUGGCAGCGAAAUAUUCUUUAAAAAAGGAUGAUUCACUUCCAGAUGAUCCAGCUUUGAGAAAUGAUCCCGUGUUUCGGGACAUGCGAAUAAUCUCUAAGAUGUUUCCCGGCAAGGACCGUAAUGAAAUCUAUGCGUACGUGGAAGCCCACCAUGACAAGAGUGACCGAGUUCAGCGAGUUAUCGAGGAGCUUCUGAAGUCUGAAAACAGUAGUCAGGACCAGUCUCUGUCCCAGGAUAUUACUGAGCCAGACUGCUCUAAACUGGCUCACACAGUCCGUGGAGCAUUCAGACUGCAAGAUGAAGUGGACGAUUUACGAGAAAUUUUCCCCGAUUGUGAUCCAAACUACAUAUUUGAAGAGCUGGAAAAAAGGAGUGAUGAUCAGGAGAGAGUUAAGAAUCUUGCUGGUCACAUGUUUGAGAGGAGAAACUAUCCUAAGUUGAAAGAUGUUCUAGCUAGGCAGUCUAAGCUUGCUUUGAAGAAUCGCUUGACCAGGUUGAAGUUUAACAUGGAGAUCUUUCUGUCAAAGUUUCCUGACCCACUGAAGACGUUCUACGACUGUGAUAAGAAGAUGACGGAGAACUACAAGAACCAUUGUCUCAUUCAACUGAAGAACGACUUUCCACGUCUCAAAGAUGGCUACAUGAAGACUGUCCUUGAGUCUCACAACCACCACUACACGCCAGUCAGGAAGGAACUACAGAGUCAACAGGCUCAUCUGUCAGACACAGGUCGACAGUCAAAGAAGAUAAGAAGUCAACAAAGAGAGUCACAAAUACCACUGCCGGAAGAACCUGAUGAGUUUUUCUUUCACGAACUCUUGUUUUAUGAAAAUGAAGGACGAAUCAAAGAGCAUUUCAAAGUAAAAGAAGAGGAGCGACAGCUGCAGGUUUUGCUAGCGAAGGAGAAAGGGGAGCUGUACGAGUGUGGCUGCUGUUUUGAUGACGAGUGUCUGUUUGAAGACCUGUUUGCUUGUGCGGACGGCCACCUCUUCUGUAAGGAGUGCGUCCGGCGCUCCACAGAAACCGCGCUUGGUGAGGGUAAGACCAGGUUCCCGUGUCUGACAGGAGCAUGCGAUCACGAUGUCCCUCUGUCGAGUCUUCAGCUGCUGCUGCCGAGCAGUCUGUUCUCGCGCCUGCUGCGGAACCUGCAGGAGGAGGAGGUUCAGAAAGCUGGGAUUCCCGACCUCGAGACAUGCCCACACUGCAGCUUCGCCGCCAUCAUGCCCGACCCCAACAACAAGGUGUUCCACUGUCUCAACACAGAGUGCCUCAAGGAAACAUGCAGGUUCUGCAAAGAACCGAAUCAUGUGCCUUUGAAAUGUAAUGAGGUUGAAAAACAAGGGGAGACAAACAUGAGAACUUACAUUGAGACUCGGAUAUCGGAGGCCAUGCUGCGCCAGUGUCAUCGGUGCAAGAAGCGUUUCUAUAAGGACACUGGCUGUAACAAGAUGACGUGUACGUGUGGAGCGUCGUCCUGCUACGUGUGCAGAGAGCCAGACAUCGACUACGACCACUUUUCUGAACACCCAGAUUGUGGCAAUAUAGAACAGGCCGAGGUGAUACACAAAAGGGAGAUGGAGAAGGCGGCUGAGGAAGCCAAAGAACAAUAUCUGAGAGAUCACCCUGAUGCUGCGCAGUUAUCUCUGACAUACGACCCCAUCAAAUACAUAGAGCAGUAUAAGGUGUCAUCUCCUAAUGGAUUUGAGACUGAGGAUGUUGAUAAUGAUUAUGGCAGUGAUGAAGAUUGUAGUGAUUAUGACUCUGAGUAUGACUAUGACUAUAACUAAGUCCACUUAAUUUCGUAAGGGACAGAUUCAUAUCAUACAGGGUAACCAUUACUAUCUGCCAGUCUAAAAUCAGGUUUGGGUGCAGAAAACAGACUAAAAUUCUUUAAUAACGGAUCAAUAUCCUGUUCUCUUACAAGAGAUCCUGUUAUGUAACAAUGUGCCAAGAUCCUGUUCUCUAAUAACAGACUGAGAUCCUGUUAUGUAACAAUGUGCCAAGAUUCUGUUCUCUAAUAACAUACUGCGAUCCUGUUCUCUUACAACAGAUCCUGUUCUCUUACAACAGAUCCUGUUCUCCAAUAAGAGAUCCUGCCCUCUAAUAACAGACUGAGAUCCUGUUCUCUUACAACAGAUCCUGUUCUCCAAUAAGAGAUCCUGCCCUCGAAUAACAGACUGAGAUCCUGUUCUCUUACAACAGAUCCUGUUCUCCAAUAAGAGAUCCUACCCUCUAAUAACAGACUGAGAUCCUGUUCUCUUACAACAGAUCCUGUUCUCCAAUAAGAGAUCCUGCCCUCGAAUAACAAACUGAGAUCCUGUUCUCUUACAACAGAUCCUGUUCUCCAAUAAGAGAUCCUGCCCUCUAAUAACAGACAGAGAUCCUGUUCUCUUACAACAGAUCCUGUUCUCCAAUAAGAGAUCCUGCCCUCUAAUAACAGACCGAGAUCCUGUUAUCUUACAACAGAUCCUGUUCUCCAAUAAAUGAUCCUGCUCUCCAAUAAGAGAUCCUGCCCUCUAAUAACACACAGAGAUCCUGCCAUCUAAUAACAGACUGAGAUCGUGUUCUCUAAUAACAGAGAUCCUGCUCUCUAAUAACACAGAGAUCCUGUUCUCUAAUAACAGAGAUCCUGCUCUCUAAUAACACAGAGAUCUUGUUCUCUAAGAACGGACUGAGAUCCUGCUCUCUAAUAACACAGAGAUCUUGCUCUCUAAUAACAGAGAUCCUGUUCUCUAAUAACACAGAGAUCUUGUUCUCGAAUAACACAGAUUCUGCUCUCUAAUAACAGAGAUCCUGCUCUCUAAUAACACAGAUCUUGUUCUCUAAUAACACAGAGAUCCUACUCUCUAAUAACACAGAUCUUGUUCUCUAAUAACAGACUGAGAUCCUGCCCUCUAAUAACGACUGAGAUCGUGUUCUCUAAUAAGACUGAGAUCCUGCUCUCUAAUAAAAUAGAGAUCCUGUUCUCCAACAUCACACACUGAUCCUGUCCUCCACUAACACCCUGAGAUCCCUAAAAGAUCCUGUUUUAUAACAAGAAACUGUUAGACAUACAGCACACUUUUGUACAUUUGUCUGACCUGAACAUAGAACAUUGUUUUCAGUUAUUUAUUCUCAUUUUCAUGGAUUUGAUCAAAGAUGUACACAUUGUUAGUCAUAAAAAUUAAGUUAUUUUUUUUUAUUGCCAUGAAGUGUCAUUAUUAAAAUUAAAUAUAUAUAUUAUU